GCCACCCAGCGGCAGCCAUUUCCAACGAGCUGGCGGGAGCGAAAGAUGGCGACGCCCGUUGGGUGGUCGCAGGGGGGGUCAGGGUCGGUGUGUCUCGCCUUCGAUCAACUGCGGGACGUUAUUGAGUCUCAGGAGGAUCUGAUCCACCAACUGAGGAACGUGAUGGUUCUCCAGGAUGAAAAUUUUGUCAGUAAAGAAGAGUUCCAGGCAGUGGAGAAGGAGCUGGUGGAAGAGAAAGCUGCCCAUGCUAAGACCAAGGUCCUCCUGGCCAAGGAAGAGGAGAAAUUGCAGUUUGCCCUUGGAGAGGUGGAGGUGCUAUCUAAACAGCUGGAGAAAGAGAAGAUGGCCUUUGAAAACGCGCUCUCCACUGUCAAGAGCAGAGCCCUACGAGAUUCCAGCAAGAAGGACCAGCUCAUCACCAAAUGCAAUGAAAUUGAGUCUCACAUUAUAAAGCAAGAAGAUAUACUUAAUGGCAAAGAGAAUGAGAUUAAGGAAUUGCAGCAAGUUAUCAGCCAGCAGAAACAGAUCUUCAGCCGGCUCCGUUGCAGGAAUCACAUGUCUGACUUCCGGAUCCAGAAGCAGCAGGAGAACUACAUGGCCCAGGUGCUGGACCAGAAGCAUAAGAAAGCCUCGGGGACGCGUCAGGCCCGGAGCCACCAGAGUCCCAGAGAAAAAUAAAAUGGUUAUCGCCUUUCUGUUCUCUGGCUGUAAUGCCCGACCUCUGCCUUCUCUGCUGUGGGGGUCCUCAUCCCGAUCC
This is a messenger RNA of Rhinolophus ferrumequinum (greater horseshoe bat), 757 nucleotides long. RefSeq names its product spermatogenesis associated 24 (gene SPATA24). Gene Ontology annotation, cellular component: nucleus; cytoplasm. The record is from RefSeq and is a predicted model, not a curated record. The transcript is spliced from 6 exons. The coding region runs from base 46 to 678 and encodes 210 amino acids. Gene Ontology annotation, molecular function: DNA binding. NCBI's taxonomy places the organism in Eukaryota, Metazoa, Chordata, Mammalia, Chiroptera, Rhinolophidae.